AGGGGAUUAUCUGUUGACAGGUUCUCCCGUCACUCCCCGCGCUCUCUCUCUCUGAGCUCCCUCUCCCAUUACCUGGCUGCUGCUGCCGCUGCCACUGCCACUGACUCAGUCAUUACACGCCUGCUGCAUUGAAGGCUUCGGUGAUUUCUAGCAGCCAGCAUGCCAAGCCAGGUGAAAGCAGCCGGGGAGGAGGCUGGGGCAGAGGAGCUGACAAUCUAUCCGCCUCCUGCACCCUUGCAGGAACAUGCAUACAUCUCCAGCUUCAGCAAAUACAAUGAACUAUACCUCAAAUCCAUCCACAGCCCACAAGAAUUCUGGAUGGAAGUUGCUUCAGAAUUCUACUGGCAAACUCCCCCUUCUGGAAAGGUGAUGGAUUAUAAUUUUGAUAUUACCAAAGGCAAGAUAUUUGUGGAGUUUAUGAAAGGAGCGAAAACCAAUGUAUGUUACAAUGUUCUGGACAGAAUUGUCCUGGAGAAAAACCUGGGGGACAAGACGGCGUAUUUCUGGGAAGGCAAUGCACCCACUGAUUCCACUGCUAUCUCCUACAGCCAUCUGCUUAAACAGGUCUGCAAGUUUGCAAACGUCUUACGAAAAUUAGGGGUGAAGAAGGGAGACAGGGUGGCCAUUUAUUUGCCGAUGAUUCCAGAGUUGGUGUAUUCUAUGCUAGCAUGUUCCAGAAUUGGAGCCAUCCAUUCUAUUGUAUUUGCAGGGUUCUCCUCGGAAUCGCUAUGUGAACGGAUUAUGGAUUCCCAAUGUGAUGUCCUUAUUACAGCAGAUGGUGUGUUUAGAGGAGAAAAACUGAUCAACUUGAAACAUAUUGCAGAUGAAGCAAUAGAAAAGUGCAAAGAAAAGGCUCAGCUUGUGAAGAACUGCGUCGUGGUAAAACAUCUCACUGGCAGACUUAAAAACCAACACCGCGACAAGCUACAGACUGCGUGGAACCCUGAUGUUGACCUCUGGUUGGAUGAGCUGAUGAAUGAAGCCAGUGAGGAGUGUGAACCAGAAUGGCUGGAUGCUGAAGAUCCUCUAUUCAUUCUGUAUACUAGUGGUUCCACUGGAAAGCCAAAGGGAGUGUUGCACACUGUUGCAGGCUAUCUCCUCUAUACUGCUCUGACAUUUAAAUAUGUUUUUGACUACCAUGACGACGAUGUUUAUUGGAGCACAGCAGACAUUGGCUGGAUAACUGGCCACUCUUACAUAACCUACGGUCCACUGGCCAAUGGAGCUACCAGUGUGAUGUUUGAAGGAAUUCCUACUUACCCACAUGUGGGGAGAUUUUGGGAGAUCAUCCAGAAGUACAAAGUGACUCAGUUUUACACAGCACCUACUGCAAUCCGUUUACUGAUGAAAUAUGGGAAUGAAAUCCUUGAAAAGUAUGAUUUAAAUUCCUUGAAAGUUCUGGGAACCGUAGGAGAACCUAUAAAUUCAGAAGCUUGGCUUUGGUAUUAUAAUGUAGUUGGCAAUCAGCGAUGCCCUAUUGUUGACACCUUUUGGCAGACAGAAACUGGAGGUCACGUUAUUACCCCGCUUCCUGCUGCUACACCGUUAAAACCUGGAUCAGCUACCUUCCCGUUUUUUGGAGUUGUUCCGGCUGUUUUGAAUGAACAUGGAGAAGAACUGGAAGGAGAAGCCGAAGGUUAUUUGGUCUUCAAGAAGCCAUGGCCUUCAAUAAUGAGAACUUUGUAUGGCAAUCAUGAACGCUAUGAAAAUACCUACUUCAGAAAGUUCCCUGGAUAUUAUGUUGCAGGAGACGGGUGUAGGAGAGACAAAGAUGGCUACAUCUGGAUUACAGGAAGGAUUGAUGAUAUGCUGAACGUUUCAGGUCACCUGCUGAGUACUGCAGAGGUAGAGUCUGCACUUGCAGAGCACACAGCUGUAGCCGAGGCUGCCGUCGUGAGCCGUCCACACAAGGUUAAAGGAGAAUGCCUUUACUGCUUUGUCAUUCUAAAAGAUGGGAACAAAUUCACAGAGCUACUUGCAGAUGAACUAAAGAAACAAGUUCGAGAAAAAAUUGGACCAAUAGCAACACCGGAUUUCAUACAAAAUGCUCCAGGUUUACCAAAAACACGUUCAGGUAAAAUAAUGCGACGAGUACUUAGGCAGAUAGCUCGAAAUGAAAAGGACCUGGGAGACGUAUCCACUCUUGCCGACCCACAGAUUGUUGAAAUCUUGUUCAGCCAGCGAUGUGAAGCUGCAGCAUGAAGUGUUUUCACCAAAAAGUUGCAAUAGACAAUCGUUACAGAACGCACAAAUAUAUGGAUAUGCCACAGAUCUCUUGAAACCCGUCCACAUAGGACUGAAUCCGCCUGUUAAUGUCCAUCUUCUGGAGAUCCGUGAAUUUUUUUUAUUUUUUACCAGUUGUCUGAGAAUACUAAGGAUUUAAAUUGGUAUUAAUUUUCCUAUUUAAUCUGUAUUUUGUAAAACUGUCUUUAUCUGAUCAAUGUUAUGUUUUUCAUUCUUACCAUUGCCGUACCAAUUGCGAAAUCAAUUUUUUAAAUCCUGAUGCCAUCAUUUUUUUUUAACUUCAGUUACUGUUCAAUGUUUAUAGAAUUGAUAAUCUGAGUUAAUACUGGGUAAUGAUUUUUUGAAUUUUUACAUAUAUAUACUGUAGCUUCACUGCAUCUGAGUCAGUUGAAUAUUACAAGACUGUCCAGAAAUUUUAAUAAUUUCACUCUGUAGAUAAUUGUGAAUGUUAUAUAUGUUUUAAAGGGACAUUUCACUGCCUAAACACACACACACAAAAAAAACAUUUUCACAAUGAAAACUUGCAUGCAUUUCAUCAUGCAUUUUUUCAUUGGGGGUAUAUCUACAACCAACUUGCAAUAUCUGCAGAUCUGUUGUCUCCUGUCUUUGAAAACCCUCCCCUUCUAACCCUGUCUAGAGUUUCUGAGGCUGUCCAAUUGCAGACUUUCCACUGCAGCUCAGUGAGAAGCUUUUGCAAGGUAGGUGCUCUGAGUAAUUGCAGCAUCUUGAGUUUAGCUCCACUGAGCUAACCAAACCAGGAAGUAACAGGACCUGUUGUCUGAUUGACAGCCAGUGAGGUGUACCAAGGUUAAUUUAUAAAACUGCCAAUUUUGUAUUGAAAUCUGCACUUUUUGUAAAAUGUAAAAAAGAGGCAACACUCUACACAUAAAGCAAUACAGCAAGCUUAAGUGAGUUUGGGAAUUUGAGUGUCCCUUUAUAGAUUAACACUGUACUAAAGAAAGCAGUGUAAAAUGAAUAAGUUGCCUUCCGAUUCCUCUUCCAAAUAUUUUAAUGGUGAGAUCCAGCCUUUGUCUAACCUGCGUUGUGUCCACCAAACCACAAUAAUUACAUUUCUAGUGAACAUCACUAUCAUUAGUCAGUGAACAAACCUAUCAAGGCUGUGAAGGGACCAAUGCCACCAAUGAUACAUGACCGUAUCAAGUUAGUGCCAGCAUGUACUGCAAGAAU
This is a messenger RNA of Pelobates fuscus (common spadefoot toad), 3432 nucleotides long. Its product is annotated as acetyl-coenzyme A synthetase, cytoplasmic-like. The transcript is spliced from 18 exons. Lineage: Eukaryota; Metazoa; Chordata; Amphibia; Anura; Pelobatidae. Gene Ontology annotation, molecular function: AMP binding; acetyl-CoA synthetase activity. Bases 160 to 2202 code for a protein of 680 amino acids. The record is from RefSeq and is a predicted model, not a curated record.